Momordica charantia (bitter melon) is the source of this 806-nucleotide messenger RNA. Its product is annotated as SKP1-like protein 1B. Gene Ontology annotation, biological process: ubiquitin-dependent protein catabolic process. Lineage: Eukaryota; Viridiplantae; Streptophyta; Magnoliopsida; Cucurbitales; Cucurbitaceae. The record is from RefSeq and is a predicted model, not a curated record.
AGUGCACUAUUUAAAGGAAACCCCUCCGUUCUUCUCUUAUUUCCCGUUUCUUCGCUUCCGAAAUCUUCCAAAUCGUCGCGCCUUAGGGUUUCCUUUUUUUCCUCCCAAUUCCGAUUCCCCAACCGGAGACAAUGUCGUCGUCGAAGAAGAUCGUCCUCAAGAGUUCCGACGGCGAAACUUUCGAGGUCGAGGAAGCCGUGGCGGUCGAGUCGCAGACCAUCAAGCACAUGAUUGAGGACGAUUGCGCCGAUAAUGUCAUUCCCUUGCCCAAUGUUAACAGUGCCAUCCUCGCCAAGGUAAUUGAGUAUUGUAAGAAGCAUGUCGAGACUGAUGAUAAGGAUUCUAAAGCCGUCGAUGAUAGUCUCAAGACCUGGGAUGCUGAAUAUGUCAAGGUUGAUCAGAAUACCCUAUUUGAUCUCAUCCUGGCAGCUAAUUAUUUGAACAUCAAGGGCCUGCUGGAUCUGACCUGCCAGACCGUGGCCGACAUGAUCAAGGGAAAGACUCCAGAGGAAAUUCGAAAGACAUUCAAUAUCAAGAAUGAUUUCACUCCAGAGGAGGAAGAGGAGGUUCGAAGGGAGAAUCAAUGGGCCUUUGAGUGAAGUCUGAAGAUUGAUUUAAUUAACUGGUUUAGUAGUAAUGUCUAUACAGUUUAGGGACUUGGCGUUUUAGUUUUUGGGAUACUUAUUUAGGCUUCCAUCUCUCUGUUUUUCUAUUCCCUUUUCUUGAGAAUUUAUCUUAGAUUAAUAUAUAGUCUUUCUAAAAUCUAAUGACAAAAGAGGAUUGCAUAUAUAAAGUUUCUUGAAUCA